AUGAAAAGGCCGAGCCCCACACGGGUCAAUCAUCAUGUGGAAUUUUGGAAAGUCAAGAUCCAUGGAUUUGGACAAUUCCCAGAGAGCCAGCGAGCAAUGGAGAUUUUAUUGAAAGAGAAACAAGUGCAAUCCAAAGCAAUCUUGCAAGAAGCAGGUGCAACUAAGAAGAAACUGCGCAAGGGGUCCCAUUCCCUAGUCCCGACGGAGCUGGAACGUCAUGGUGCUGACUUAAAUGAUCCUCUUUGGAGUGCCAAAUGCCUUAUUAGCUCUCCUCAUCUUAUAAGAAGGGUGCACCUAGAUUACCUGGAAGCUGGUGCAAACAUUAUAAUUUCUGCAUCUUAUCAGGCUACACUUCAGGGAUUUGAAGCAAAGGGCAUAUCAAAGGAAGAAGGUGAAGCAUUACUUAAGAGAAGCGUGGAGAUAGCAUGUGAAGCGCGAAACAUAUAUAACGACAGAGCUGCAAAAGGUUCUUGGGAUGAUUUUGAUAAUGGAAGUAAUUUGAAUCGUAAACCUAUCUUGGUUGUAGCAUCUGUGGGAAGCUAUGGCGCUUAUUUGGCUGAUGGUUCUGAAUAUAGUGGAAUUUAUGGUGAUGCAAUCAUGGUGAAAACUCUUAAAGAUUUUCAUCGAAGGAGAAUUCAGGUUCUUGCCAAUUCAGGUGCUGAUUUGAUUGCAUUCGAAACAACUCCGAACAAAAUGGAAGCUCAGGCUUAUGCUGAGCUUCUUGAGGAAGAGGACAUAAAUAUUCCUGCCUGGUUUUCCUUCAGUUCUAAAGAUGGUACCAAUGUAGUCAGUGGGGAUUCCAUGGUAGAAUGUGCUUCGAUCGCUGAUUCGUGUAAGCAAGUUGUUGGAAUUGGAAUCAAUUGUACCCCUCCUAGAUAUAUUCAAGGGCUGAUCCAAUCGAUCCGAAAGGUAACAAGUAAACCAGUACUUGUAUAUCCUAACAGUGGUGAAACUUAUGAUAGUGAAAGGAAGGAAUGGGUGGCUACAACGGGUGUUGCAGAGGAAGAUUUCGUGUCAUACGUAGACAAGUGGUGUGAUGCUGGAGCUUCUCUCGUCGGAGGUUGUUGCAGGACAACCCCAAAUACCAUUAGGGCUAUUUCCAAGCUUCUUUCCAGCAGGGCUCACAAGGGCUAAUACGUUGGACUGAUGGAUCACUCAAAGGCAAAGGCUAUAAUAAUGUGUUGCUCCGAGUUUUGUGUAUUUGAAUAAAAACAGAACAAUAAUACAUUAUAUAGUGUCUACCUUUGUGUUAGUGGUAAAUAAAUCACAGUCUAGCUCUGUGGCCGAUAAAGCCAAUCAGUCUAAUGCUUUAAUUAAAUAUAGUUAGGAAUCAAUUGUAUGAAUAUUCUCUUUUAUAUAUCCAUGCUGCAGAUUGUAAUUUGAUAGUCUCUGUUUGACCAAAAAGUGUAAAUUUUCCGUUAAACUAAUUAAUUUUUGUGUAA
Nicotiana attenuata is the source of this 1442-nucleotide messenger RNA. RefSeq names its product homocysteine S-methyltransferase 2-like. Gene Ontology annotation, biological process: S-methylmethionine cycle. Lineage: Eukaryota; Viridiplantae; Streptophyta; Magnoliopsida; Solanales; Solanaceae. The record is from RefSeq and is a predicted model, not a curated record. Gene Ontology annotation, molecular function: S-adenosylmethionine-homocysteine S-methyltransferase activity. The transcript is spliced from 9 exons. The coding region runs from base 1 to 1134 and encodes 377 amino acids.